Messenger RNA from Vigna unguiculata (cowpea), 1527 nucleotides. RefSeq lists its product as uncharacterized. NCBI's taxonomy places the organism in Eukaryota, Viridiplantae, Streptophyta, Magnoliopsida, Fabales, Fabaceae. The record is from RefSeq and is a predicted model, not a curated record. Gene Ontology annotation, biological process: root development; shoot system development.
CCAUUGAAUUGCAGAUAUUCAAUACCAGGUCCCUCCUCUUGUCUAGUUGAAGAAAAAUGGCAGUAUCUUCAUUGAACCACAAAUUCCAUAACCAUGCUCGUUCUAAUAGUUUACCCUCUAAACCACACCCUCUCAUCCUUCAGUGCAAUGAACACUUAGCAAGGUUAGGUUCCUGUGAAACCAUAUCUUCUUCAUUGCUGGGGCAAAAUCUAACUACCCUUUUAGAUUUGCAUGAGUGCAUUGAAAAGUUAGUUCAAUUACCCCUAACUCAAGAAGCACUUGUCCAAGAACGCCAAGAGAAAUGGGUGGAUGAUCUCUUGGAUGGAUCUCUAAGACUCCUUGAUGCAUGUACAGAAACCAAAGAUGCCCUUCUGCACACCAAGGAGUGCACCCGUGAGCUUCAAUCAACUAUAAGAAGAAGAAGAGGAGGCGAAGUGGAACUCACAGUGGAGGUUAAGAAAUUCUUGACCUCAAGAAAGGUGGUGCGAAAGGCCAUAUUCAAAGCCUUGGAGAAUUUGAAGGGUAAUAACGCAAAUAAAAGCAACCUUGCCCUCACUAACAAAGACUACUACCAAACCAUGGCAUUUGUAACAGUGUUGAAGGACGCUGAAGUUAUCACUUUUUCCAUAUUUGAGUCAUUGCUGAAUUUCUUUUCUGGAUCAGCGCAAGCAAAACGAAGCAGCUGGGCUUUGGUAUCAAAGCUAAUGCAAAGCAAAAGGGUAGGGUACGCACAAGUAGCAGAGGAGAACGAGUUUGCAAAAGUGGAUGCUGCAUUGCAGUUAUUUGCAUUAAACAUGUCAACUAAGUCAAACGAUAUCAGUGGUUUGCAGAAGAAGCUUGAGAACUUGGGAACCUGUAUACAGGAUCUUGAAGAAGGACUCGAAUCUCUGUUUAGGCGUUUGAUUAAAAUCAGAGUUGCCCUUCUCAACAUUCUUAAUCAUUAGUUGAGUUGUUCACAGGAGGAGUGAUGCUGAAACUGGAUUCACAAUUGAGGUUCGAAAAUACAUGGAAUGCAGGAAGAACAUGAAAAAAGGCAAUUGGAAAGGCCCUAAAAAUCUUGAAGGCAAUACAAAAAUAAGCUCACAGUUUCUUCUUCAAUCAAGGACUAGGAAACUUCUUCCAUAAUUAGCUUCUUAAAAGAGGCAGAAGUGGUCACUGUGAACUCGUUAGAAUCUAUGUUAUGUUUCAUUACUGGCCCCAAAAGUCAGUAAAGAAGAACAGGUGGAUGGUAAUAUCCAAGCUUGUGCGGUCUAAGAUAAUAUCUUCUGAUUCUGAAGUGCUUGAUCCUAAUGAAUUUGCGAUGUAUGAUUCGGUGUUGAAGUGUCACAUCAGUUCAAAGCCAAGCCUUCAGUAACUGACAAUUUUCAUAGCCAUGAGCAAAAUCUGGAGUUGUGCAUCGAAGAUAUUGAAGUUAGAGUUGAACUCCUCUCAAGAGAACUAAUCAUAAAGAGAGUUACAUUACUCAACAUUUUGAGCCACUAGUCAACAAAAAUGUGUUUAUAACCAUUCCUCAUUUGUACAUAAAUG